Cutaneotrichosporon oleaginosum is the source of this 1575-nucleotide messenger RNA. NCBI's taxonomy places the organism in Eukaryota, Fungi, Basidiomycota, Tremellomycetes, Trichosporonales, Trichosporonaceae. The record is from RefSeq and is a predicted model, not a curated record.
AUGCCACUCACAACCUAUGCGCGCACGCUCGUGUCGGGCAACAAGGCGCGUUACAUCGACGAGGAGUCAGACAUCAACCUCGACUUGGUCUACGUAACCGACCGCAUCAUCAUCAUGGGCUACCCCGCUACAGGGAUAAAGGCGCUGUAUCGCAACAAGCGCGACGACGUCCUUCGCUUCCUCAACGCGCGCCACGGCGACAAGUGGUGGAUAUGGAACCUGUGUCCGCUCACAGAAAACGCUUACUCCUCCGAGAGCAUGGGCGGGCGCGUGUCACGCUACCCCUUUCCGGAUCACAACCCGCCGCCUCUCCCACUCCUGCCCCUUGCAGUGCGCGAGAUGACCGCCUGGCUUGAGGGUGACCCCGAGCGCAUCGCAAUCAUCCAUUGCAAGGCCGGCAAGGGACGGAGCGGGACUCUUCUUGUCUCGUACCUUCUCUCUCUGCCUGAGCUACCAUCCGCGCCGACUGGUGGGCCGCUCCUCGACGAGAGCAAGCUUGGCGGGAACGUGAAGGACACGCUAAAGGAGACAGUGAUCCACAAGACCAACGAUAUAGGAGUGCAAGACACGGAUUCAGGGGUAGCUGAAGCCGAGGAUUCAAGAGAUGAGGAGGACGCACUCAGCGAGCCCGCCGGUGGUUACACAAGCGAGGAGGAUGUAGCGGUCCCUAAAGCUCCAACAGCCUCGGGAGGGCAGAUGUAUCGCCGUGAUACGCACGUUGAGCCCGUCGCUGCUCCCGUUCCGGACCAGCCAAAAAACCUAUACGUGCCGAUUGCGAUCGGGGACGAAGAGCCACUGGACUCACCUGGCCAGUGGGAUCGACGCGACGGCAAGCUCGAUGAAAUCCUCACUUUCCACUCCAGCAGACGGAUGAAACCGAGCACAGCCAAGGCGCGGCGCGGCGUAUCCAUUGCUUCCCAACGCCGCUGGUGCCGCUACGUCCACCUCCUCUUCCAGAAGCGUGCUCCGCUAUCAUACCUCACAAAUGCAGGACACGUGCGCCUCGUUUCGAUGACGAUGGUGCUGAAGCGCCCGCACGGGUGGCAGAAGCCGCUCAGCUCGCUCGUCGUCGGCGGAAACGGCGGACAGGGCAAGGCAGGCGCCAGCGUGGCGCGGUACAAAGAUGAAUACGUCGCACAGCUGCGCGCGCUGGGCGGUGGAGGCGAGGGCGUCGAAGGUGAUAUCACGUGGGGCGGCGUCGCAGGCGACGGUGUGUAUGAUAGCGCGAAGAUGUUCAAAGUGUUUGCGCGCUUGGUGCCGAGUGAUAUCGACGCAGCUACGCAGGCCGCUCUGCUACCAGGCGAAGCGGACGAGUACAACGUGCACCACCUUGUGCCACCGAAAGACGUGAUAAUGGAGCGAGCGCGCGAGUUCCGCAUCAAGCUCCACCUCGGCUCGCUGCCUAUGGGGUGGGCGUGGUUUAUCCCGGCCUUCCACCUCGCUGAGCCCGCCUCGCCGGGCAGCAUCACGGCGUUCGACGUACCCCGCUCGCAGCUAGAUUUUCCACUCGGCCCCGGUGCCGCCGUCAAGCGCGUGAUAAUGCGCCUCGAGGAGGUCAAUACAGUCGGCCGGUGA